AUGCCACCCUUCACCAGCCUUGCCGCCGCGGCCACCACGGCUUCCGUGGUUGGAGUGCAAAAUCUCCCGCAGCUUGUGGCUCGCCAGAUGGAUCAAUUGCCUCCACCAGACCCUUUGCCACCUUUGAUCGAUAUGUGCAAUAGCCAGUCCGGUAUCACGGUGUGGACCAGAGGCAUGUGCGUCCUGGGCUGGGCGAUCGACAGCGAAGCAGACAUGGCCGGAAUCUGCGCCAUCAUCGUCACGCUGUCGUUCCUCAUCGAGUUCAUCACGUUCUUGGCCGCGAAGUACGAGAGAGUCCUCAAGAGGAGGCGGCAGGGCCUUUCUAGUCGUGGGAGCAGGCCCACGCUUGGCGAGGCGUCCUUGCGUACUCUGAUAGGCCUCGUCCGGUUCGGCGCGGUGGGCUUUACCAUCAUGUGCGGCCUCUGGUCUAAUGUCACGUGGAUCAUCUCCACGAUUAUUGGGUAUACUCUAGGAUCAUAUCUCACCAAUUACUUGACGCCAGUCGAAGGCGCGGCCGACGUGGGGAAGCUCGGCGAUAUACGGCCAGACAGGCCGUCGUCGUCGUCGUGGCGCCAGAGGAUACCGGCCCCGCCGCCGCAGCAGAUUCCCCAGUACAACCGCCGGGUGCGCUCGGAUCCGCCGCAGCAAAUGCCCGGCAGGCCACCCCGCGCGGCGCUCUUCCGGGGAUCCGACCCAGGUCCCCCGCGGAGGUCAGGUCGUCGCAGCGCGCCGGGAUCUUGGUUUUGA
This is a messenger RNA of Microdochium trichocladiopsis, 747 nucleotides long. RefSeq lists its product as uncharacterized. Gene Ontology annotation, molecular function: copper ion transmembrane transporter activity. The coding region runs from base 1 to 747 and encodes 248 amino acids. Gene Ontology annotation, cellular component: membrane. The record is from RefSeq and is a predicted model, not a curated record. Gene Ontology annotation, biological process: copper ion transmembrane transport. Lineage: Eukaryota; Fungi; Ascomycota; Sordariomycetes; Xylariales; Microdochiaceae. The transcript is spliced from 4 exons.